AUGGGUGAAUUAUUCUUCAUGCCAAAAAGUGAAACGAAAAAUUUGGAAAAGCCUGAUGAGAAUCUCAGAAGGAAUCUGCAAGCGAUUGGUAAAACCCUCAACGUAACUGCAGCCGAGGCGCUUGAUUCACUACGGAUGAUGAACGAUACUAUUCAAGCCCAAUUGGAGAAUAAAGAACCCGAGUGGUAUAUUCUGAUGAUGAUCGCCAAUUUUAGCCGUGCACUGCAGAAGACUGCAGCAAUCAUGGGACAUGUCUCGGAAAUAAGGAAUCGUUCAUAUGUUUGUGCCAAACUGGAUACAUUGGUGCACAAUGCCAAGAUAAUCCAUGCGAUCCAAAAACAAGCUGCAAUGGGAAAGGUAUUUGCAUUGGAACAUCAAGGACUUACACAUGCAUUUGUCAGAUUGGAUAUACCGGAACGUUCUGCGAAACGAAAGCAAAGUAAUUGUGAUGGUGACGAUAAUGAUGCUGAUCCUUUCAAUUGA
Molecule: messenger RNA, 483 nt
Organism: Anisakis simplex (herring worm)
Lineage: Eukaryota; Metazoa; Nematoda; Chromadorea; Rhabditida; Anisakidae
Source: the annotation of a GenBank genome assembly